UAAAUGCACCAAAAACUUGAUCAGUCGGGAAAUGAAACGUUCAAUAAAGGCGUUCUGAUGAAUGCUGGUGUUAAGGAAGCCUUAAAAGACAACGAUUAUCAUUGUUUCAUCUUUCACGAUGUUGACCUGAUUCCUGAAGAUGAUCGUAAUCUUUACUCUUGUCCAUCCGAACCUCGACACAUGUCUGUAGCCGUCGAUAAAUUCAACUACACACUUCCCUAUUCAUAUCUGGUUGGAGGUGUUUUUGCCAUAACCAAAGCCCAUUUUGUUCUGGUAAACGGUUACUCUAAUCUUUACUGGGGCUGGGGAGGUGAAGAUGAUGAUAUGGCUUACAGUUUAUCGGUUCGAUUGAAACAAUUUACCAGACAAUUGAUUCAAAGAGAGAGAAAAAUUUAAAAUUCAAACUCAAAG
Molecule: messenger RNA, 411 nt
Organism: Tetranychus urticae (two-spotted spider mite)
Lineage: Eukaryota; Metazoa; Arthropoda; Arachnida; Trombidiformes; Tetranychidae
Source: RefSeq, a predicted model, not a curated record